ACGAUGUUCCUCAGUAGUGGGAUCCAAUUCGCCCAGGAAAAAAGACUAAAUUUCGAGCGCUCAGCACGAAAGGACUCUAGCACCGCAGUCCGUCCUGACACAGAAUUACAGUACUUAGAAAAAUCGGGUUGGAAUUUUAAAGCCAAACAGAAAAUUCACAUUCGCUUCAUUCCAAAAAAAAAUUCCAAAUAAUACUACACUCUGCUUUGCCUUUAAAUGUGUCCCGCUUUCUCGAAGAUUGCUUUUUAAAUGUACAGAGUGUAUUAAACAAAGUUCGACAGAAGUGUGUCCCUGCUUUCAAACCAGGAUAUCAAUUGCAGUUUAAGUGUUGCUGCUAUAAAAGUGAAUCAAUUUUUCAAGUUUCAAAGUGCUACCCGCAAAUGCUAAAGUUCAGGCUAUGAAAGUUGCUCCAAAAAAUUUUCCACGUCGUUUAUUGUUGCCCUGUGAAUGUUGAAAGUUUCCGAAAGGGGAUCAUAAGAAUAUAUAUCCAGCGUUCGUUACGAGUGAAUGUUUUCAUUGCACAGUUUUUCAGUUGUGCAGAUACAGCAUAAAUUAGAAAGUUUCAUGAGAUAAAACGAAUCCUUUAAAAAAAAAGGAUACGCGCAAUUGUAAAAAAAGUUACUACUACAUCUAAGCACCACCAAUUCACGGUUAUACUUGACUCAGAUUGCUCGCAAAGCUACACUCUGGAAAAGAGCCCUGAACAAGCCGAAGGGAACGUACCUGCGGACUAUUCAAAGAUAGAUAGUGCAACUAGCAAAAUGAAGAAACGUGACACCGAUUUAUGACUCACAAAAACCAGAUCGGGUGGCUGUAAAAUACGAGUGACGACCCGUUGCUUGCCGGCUACUUCGACAGCAACAACGUACAGUCUAGUGCCACCGACUAUCACCACUCCACAGCCACCAACUCCGACCAAGGAAGCCGCGGUCAGAUUCGAGAUAGGUGCCGAGAGCGGUGUGGCAACCAGCGUCAAUCAGAACAACCAGCCACCCAUCAUUCAAUCUGAAACUGCCACCAAAAUUGAUUUUACCAACAUCCCGAACAAUAGCAACAAUAGUCGUCAUCAUAACUCGAGAAAAGAUUCCGGUAUCGAUAUUAACGCCACGAGUCCGGAAACAACCGCCAUCGUGGAUCGACAACCGACAGACUACGUUAGAAACAAAACAACUACUCGUAGUUGGCCGGUAAUACACCGGAACAACUCGUACAGAUAUCAGCUUCAACCGUCGGUACAAAAUUACCGACGGCAACAAUCACACCAUUACUAUCAAUAUGAUUAUGAUGCCCUUGCCGGAGUAAACGGACCCCCAAAUGAUACCAAUAACAAUAUCAACUAUAACUCAAACGAAGAUUAUUUAGCCAACAGCAGUUACGAUAAAUCCCCUAGCAUCGAAAGCUAUUAUUAUCAGCACUACAGGCUCAGCAUGCAACAGUCGACCGCGACAAUGACUACAACAGCAGGACAAGGCGGCGCCGCCAUCACUUCUACCACACAUCAGAUGCAAUCCGGCACCACUUGUUGUAUGAUGCCACCACCGGUUCUUUUUCUUUUCUUCACACUGCUGAUGACAUCCAGUGCGACGGCAAUGCUUUGCGCCGCCAUUAUGACCGACCAUUGGGAGCACGUCUCCUGGAACCGGGAACAGCUAGAUAAGCUCGGUAACAAGUCCUCGAUAGAUCUGCAGUGGUAUCUCGAUGGACGGGCCGCGAAGUUUUCCGUGUCGGAUAUGCACCGAAAAACGGGUGACGCACGGAACAAGGCUUUCGAUUUACCCCGUCAUAAUAGCAUAAAAAACAACAACGCUCCAUUCGACGAACGGGCAAACGUGUUUCUGGUACCAAUGAACGGUGGCAUCUGGACUCUGUGUGUCGAUCUUACAGCUGAAGAAAUUCGUUCGUUGUCGAUCGAUGGAUUUCCCCAAGUCAACCAGUGUGUUAAUUAUCUAGCCGGAAACACAGACAGCGCACAGACCAACGAAGAAAAUAAUGCUCGUGCCGAGUGGCAACACAGUGAGUUCCAGCCUUCAUUACAUCCGCAUUUAAGAAUGCAAAACUUAUCGAUAUCAUGCUCACUGGUGUGUCUCAUAAUUUUGGGCAGUGCCGCACUAGUCGGAGCUUUUGGAGUUUGUCAACGACAAAUCAGUGCCGUAUUAGUUACCGGCGUAAUGUAUCUGUUGGCUGCACUGUUUGCGCUGUUCACAUUGAUGAUAAUACAUUUCAAGCGCCAGCAAGGACGACCCAUUCCAGAUAUUACGGACUAUGGCGUCUCAAUCGACGGCGUGGUCGCUAUCAAGCCGGAUUUCAUGUACGCACAACCCCUGCUGGAUGCUCGAGUUAUCGUUACCGCUUGGAGUCUUGACCUCGGAUGGGGUGGAGUUGUCCUCUGCGCCUUCACUUCGUUUCUCUGGAUAUUGUUGUCCAAGAUCAUGAGAUUCAACCCGUUAUCGGCAAUGAUUUGAUGAUUCAAAAUAAAAUUCAACAAAGUUUCCGCUUACAAUGUGUCAUAAAUCGAUGUGUGGAAAUGUUACGGUCCCCCGCUUAUGAACUGUCCUGUACGAUAUUUUGUUCCACUCUAAGUAUUCCGGAUGUUCGUUUAUAAUACACACUAAACUUGCAUCUGCUGAACUCAAUACCACCUCUCUAGUAACGAAUAUGUUGUUAUGAAGCAAUUUCCCACAAUUUUGAAAAAAGAACCAAAAGACUUUUACAGACGGAAGUCAGCUUUUAACGAACAUACACGUGAUUUUUACAAAAGAUUAUCAACUAUUGUUUUUCGCAAUAUAAGAAUAAACUAAAUUCGACUCGAUGACCGAUAUCAAUGCGGUACAUUUAAUAUAGGGAACUAUUGGAGAGCUUUCUAUUGCAAAAAAUAUAUAUAUAUAUAUAUAUCAAACAAAAACAAAUACGAAUUAUUGCAAUGCUUUCAUUGCUAAUUUUUUAUUCUAAAUAUUUUCCCCCCGAAAGGUAUUCUUGAGAAUCAAGUGAAAUUUAUCAAUUGAAAUGCAUCACCAAAUCAUAGAAUAUAAUCAACCGAGGCGUAAAACAAUGUUCAAUACUAAAGAAGCAAACCAAUUCACAAAUAUCUUGCAACAAAAUAGUGUUAUCGAUAUAUUUUAUGUGAAUGCUUUGCCUUAAUUGAAAACAAAACAGAAAGACAAACAAAAAUGCAUCAUGAUUCACACUAUAUACAAAUAAAAG
Molecule: messenger RNA, 3201 nt
Organism: Toxorhynchites rutilus septentrionalis
Lineage: Eukaryota; Metazoa; Arthropoda; Insecta; Diptera; Culicidae
Exons: 5
Coding region: 1428-2462 (344 amino acids)
Source: RefSeq, a predicted model, not a curated record